CUCGAGUACUCCUCAUCGCAGGGCCAAGACUGCGGGCAUUCCUUUGUUCCUGCAUUUAUAACUAGCUCUUUAUACUGUAUGGAGUUCAAGACAGAGUCCUUGACUCCUCAUUGUGCCCUGGGCAACCGUCCCCUGACUCGAUGGAUGCAGUAUCUCCGAGAGGGAUACACAGUGUGUGUGGACUGUCAGCCUCCAGCUAUGAAUUCCGUGAGCCUGCGUUGCUCUGGAGAUGGCCUGGAUUCUGAUGGAAAUCAGACUCUUCGCUGGCAAGCCAUUGGCAAUCCUCGAUGUCAAGGGACCUGGAAGAAAGUGCGGGGGAGAGAGCAGUGUUCUUGUCCAGAAGUGCACCGCUUCAUUUUCAUAUAGAGUACCUAGAAGCCACUGGCAUCGAAGUUGCCAGUGGGCUGAGUAUUGCUGAGUUCAACACUCCAGAAGCCUCCAAAAACUAUGCCAAGUCCCCCGGCACCCUCUAUUGCCAUGCUUUGCCUCUGAGAAAGAAAAUUUAGGGAUAGUUCUCAAGGAUCACAACCUCUUUGUCUUUAUUUUACUGAGUUAAGGACCCAUACUAAAAGCUCUAUGGCCUAUGACCUUGACUUUACAUUUGGCCACAGAAUACAUGUCCAUUUGUACUAGAAUCACUACCAUGGGCUCCAGUUUGGGGUCAGUUCUUGUUUAAGGGCAUCUAUAUGGUCUUUGUCUUUAUUGGUGUUUUGUUUUAAAUUAAA
Cricetulus griseus (Chinese hamster) is the source of this 725-nucleotide messenger RNA. The record is from RefSeq and is a predicted model, not a curated record. Lineage: Eukaryota; Metazoa; Chordata; Mammalia; Rodentia; Cricetidae.